Phascolarctos cinereus (koala) is the source of this 3455-nucleotide messenger RNA. RefSeq names its product interleukin 1 receptor accessory protein like 2 (gene IL1RAPL2). The record is from RefSeq and is a predicted model, not a curated record. Gene Ontology annotation, biological process: signal transduction. NCBI's taxonomy places the organism in Eukaryota, Metazoa, Chordata, Mammalia, Diprotodontia, Phascolarctidae.
ACAGACAAACCUCCCAAGCCAUUGUUCCCCAGGGAGAAUCAGCCAAGUUUAUUGAUGUCCAGCUGGGUAAACCUCUCAACAUCCCAUGCAAAGCCUUCUUUGGAUUCAGCGGUGAGUCAGGACCAAUGAUCUACUGGAUGAAAGGAGAGAAGUUUAUCGAAGAGCUGGCAGGCCACAUUAGAGAAGGUGAAAUCAGACUUCUCAAAGAACAUCUUGGAGAAAAGGAAGUGGAAUUAACCCUGACCUUCGAUGCCGUGGUAGAGGCGGAUCUAGCUAAUUACACCUGCCAUGUGGAAAACAGAAAUGGACGAAAACACGCAAGCAUUCUGUUGCGUAAAAAAGAUUUAAUCUACAAGAUUGAGCUGGCAGGAGGCCUGGGAGCAAUCCUCCUCCUUCUUGUGCUGCUUACCAUCAUCUAUAAAUGCUACAACAUCGAGUUGCUGCUUUUUUACCGACAGAACUUUGGAAGCAACGAAGAUGCAGAUGACAACAAGGAGUAUGACGCCUACCUCUCUUAUACAAAAGUCGAUCCUGAUGCUUUAGAUUGUGAUAACAACGAGGAAGAACAAUUUGCUCUCGAAAUACUACCAGAUGUCCUGGAAAAACAUUAUGGCUAUAAACUCUUCAUCCCAGAUAGAGACCUGAUUCCCAGUGGAACCUACGUUGAAGAUCUCACAAGAUGUGUUGAACAAAGUAGAAGACUUAUUAUCGUGCUCACUCCAGACUAUGUUCUCAGAAGAGGAUGGAGUAUUUUUGAGCUGGAGACCAGGCUCCAUAGCAUGCUGGUCAGUGGAGAAAUCAAAGUUAUCUGGAUCGAGUGCACAGAAUUAAAAGACAAAGUGAACUGCCGUGAAGUGGAACUGCUGAAGAGAAAUAUCAAGCUUCUGUCGCUGGUCAAGUGGAAAGGCACCCAAAGUAGCAAACUGAAUUCAAAGUUUUGGAAGCACUUGGUGUAUGAGAUGCCCAUCAAGAAAAAAGUGACACUGUCCCGCCGCCAAGUUCUGGACUCAGCAGAGCAAGGCCUUUUUGGAGAGUUGCAGACCGCACCAUCGAUUGCCGUCACCAGCACCUCUGCUGCUUUGGUAGCCUCUCAGGCCGAUCUGAGCGAUUUCCACCAAACAGAUUCCAUGCCAAUGAGACACUGUUGCAGAAGUUACAAUUAUGAGAUGCCAACCUCCUCUUUGCCGAUGGCUUCUCUAGGGUCCCACCACCACGCAUACUGCAACAUACCCUUGACACUGCUUAAUGGACAACUACCUCUAAAUAAUGCCGCAAAGAAUGCUCCCGAAUUUCACAGAAACAGCCCUCUGCUGCCUUUGUCAUCCAAGGAGCUUAGCUUCACCAGCGAUAUUUGGUAAAGAUGAUCUGAAUUCUUCAGAGCCACUAAGUCAGCAUCCCAAAAGGCCUAGGUUUUGUACUAAACAUUUAAGAUUCUACACAAAGAGUGCUUAAAAGUGGAUGGAGGAAAACAGCACAGUUUUUUUUCAUUUUUUUUCUUUUUUUGGUAUUUAAAUAUUUUUGUUUACAGUUCUGGAAUAUUGGAGGACAAAAAGAAAACACAUGAAGAACCUUCUUUUAUAAUAUGGUACCAACUUUAGCUAGCCAGUUCUGAUUUUUUUCCUUGAGAAGAAAUUCCCAUUGUCUUGGAGUAGAUUUUAUGAUGUCACACGGAUAGACUCGAUCUAGCUGACUUGUAUUUCUGUACUCAUAUUUCAGAAUUUCAAAUACAGAAAAUUAGAGACUUGAUUACAGUUUGGAAAUUCUAAACUUAAGUUGAAGGAAGAAAUCACUUACAAUGAAUGAAUGAGGAAUUUGCCUUGGGGAAAGGGCAGAGUACCCCCAUUGUAAUAUAGUUAGAAGUUUUUAGGGGCUAAUUGGGGAGCAGCAACUGAGGGCAGUGGUGGUGGAAAAUGAAUGAAGACUGGAGAGAUUGUCAAUAUCGUGCACAACUACUGCAAGAUUGAUCAAGAACUCAUGACAACAGCAUUUUGUUUUAUUAAGCAAGCACAUCUUUAGAAGAAAAAAAAAACAACUGGGAGUCAGCUAAACAAAGGGAGAGAUAGCUGUCAACUCUCCUGGAUUGAUUUUCAGCAACCCAUGGAACUUACUUCUUUCACAAGUCUUGCAACUUUUGAAAGACCUUUUUGGAAGUGUUUUGAACACAGGUUUUGGGUUUUUUUUUUUUUAAUUUGCUAACAAAGUCACAUUUGGAUUUCUUUUUUUUUAUUAUUAUUAUUAAGAUCUCUUGACCUGUUGUCAGAUUUGUACACUGAUAGGAUUUUCUUCCUGUUUCUUUCAGCGUCGAUGGAGUUUCCAUUUAAAUACACAUUUGACUGAGAAUGUCACCAAUAAAAAAGAAGAAAUAUUCACAGCACUAUUCACAGAUGAAGUACCAGAUGAUUCAAGUUUCUUAGUCACAGGGUAGCAAUUCCAGGAAAAUCACCAGGAAUGUAGCUAUGAAACAGACUAUUCUGCUGAGGUUUAGAAGGCUUCUGUCAGAGGAUACCAAUUCUUGAUCCUUCUAACAGCCCACUUGGGAGACUGGGAUCUUCAAGCAGAGAGACCAGGGCAUGAGUAGAACACCAAGUACAAGACUCCACAAAUUCUCAGUAAUUGCAGGUUUGCAAUAGGUAGAAUGGCCCUGUUUGAAUGACUACUCCUUGAAAUUCAUCAGAUUUUGCCCUCCCCACUCACAGUUGCCCUAGUGGGGGUCAAUCCUGACUCCAGCUCAACUUGGGCAUUUUGCAGAUGGCACUUACAACUAUGCACCAGGCUGAGUGAACAGAAGCGAUGUACCAACAGUGAACAGUACAGCAGAAUUCCAGAUUGGUCUGGUGCUUUUAAUUGUGUUCAUAAUUGUGCGAUAAGCUUGUGCAGUCACCUACUAGCCGAUGGAUUUUGGUUGUCUCCUUAAUCCUCUUCUCUUGAUCAAAUGUAAGCCAUUGCUUUAUUCUAGAUAUCCAUUAUCUAUAGUCAUUCAUUCAAUGCUUUAUUCACAAAUGUAGUGUGUGGAAGCUUAGUUGUCAGUGUGGGGGUAAGAGCUUACUCCCUCAGUUAAGUUCCCACAUGUACGUGUUUCAUAGAUAUAGUCGUUCCAUUAAGAACAGUGACUUUGGCCUCCAUUCUAACUGUAUGUAUUUCCAAGCAGAAAUUGACAAACUCUACUCUGUUUUCUACAUGUUACAGACUUUCUGUUUAUGCUGGGUAUGUUCGUUAAUGCAAUGUGUAACUAAAAUAAUAUUUGCAUGAAGUGAGCCGCAUAUGUUUCAAGUGACAAGUUGUGAUUUCAUUAUUUUGCUUCCACAUGAUUCUAAAUCUGAUUACUCUAUAGAGGAUGUUCAGUGAUAUUUUUAAACUAUUAGUUCUGUAGUAUGCAUGCCUGUUCUGAAAACCUAUUUCAGGUUUCUCUGUUUCCUUGAUUUAUGAUGAUUAAAUGUGGGUAACCGUUGGAAUCA